Peromyscus maniculatus bairdii (prairie deer mouse) is the source of this 1235-nucleotide messenger RNA. The record is from RefSeq and is a predicted model, not a curated record. Lineage: Eukaryota; Metazoa; Chordata; Mammalia; Rodentia; Cricetidae.
CCUUCCUCGGAUGUGGACUCGCCCCUGAGCAUCCUUCCGCCAGGCCCCGGCCUGGGUACCACCCGGGAGAUGCCCGCCUGCAUCCGGGCCCGGCGCGCCUUUGUGUCUCAGUGACAGCGGAGCCGCCGCCGCGAUCCCGGGUCGCCCCAGCUCCCAGCCGGCUUCUCUUUGCAGCUCCCAUGGGGACCACGGAAGCCACGCUGAGGAUGGAAAACGUGGACGUGAGGGAUGAGUGGCAAGACGAGGAUUUGCCCAGACCCCUCCCUGAAGACACUGGGGUGGAGCUGCUGGGCGGCGCAGUGGAAGACUCGUCCUCUCCUCCCUCCACCCUGAACCUGAGCGGAGCGCACCGGAAGAGGAAGACCCUGGUGGCCCCCGAGAUCAACAUCUCCCUGGACCAGAGCGAGGGCUCGCUGCUGUCCGACGACUUCCUGGACACCCCCGACGACCUGGACAUCAACGUGGACGACAUCGAGACGCCGGACGAGACCGACUCGCUGGAGUUCCUGGGGAAUGGCAAUGACCUCGAGUGGGAAGACGGGACGUCCGGAUGGACACCACCCACGGGGGCCGGGGACACCACCCACGGGGGCCGGGGACACCACCCACGCGGGGCCGGGGCAGCGGGGACACCACCCACGCGGGCCGGGGACACCACCCACAGGGGCCGGGGCAGCGGGGACACCACCCACGCGGGGCAGCGGGGACACCACCCACGCGGGCCAGGGCAGCGGGGACUAGACGUCCGGACCAGCGGCACCGUCUUCCCGCUCAACACCCAGGGAGGGCGCCGGAUGCCGCCUUUCCCAGGCUACUACGGGGAAGGCCUCAACGCCAUCAUCGUCUUCGCCGCCUGCUUCCUUCCGGACAGCAGCUCCCCCGACUACCACUACAUCAUGGAGAACCUCUUCCUGUACGUCAUCAGUAGCCUGGAGCUGCUCGUGGCCGAGGACUACAUGAUCGUGUACCUGAACGGGGCCACGCCGCGCCGGAGGAUGCCGGGCAUCGGCUGGCUGAAGAAGUGCUACCACAUGAUUGACAGGAGACUGCGCAAGAACCUGAAGUCCCUGAUCAUCGUGCACCCCUCCUGGUUCAUCCGGACCGUGCUGGCCAUCUCGCGGCCCUUCAUCAGCGUCAAGUUCAUCAGCAAGAUCCAGUACGUGCACAGCCUGGAGCAGCUGGAGCAGCUCAUUCCCAUGGAGCACGUGCAGCUGCCGGAGUGCGUCUUGCAGUGA